This is a messenger RNA of Fusarium sp. VM40, 1356 nucleotides long. NCBI's taxonomy places the organism in Eukaryota, Fungi, Ascomycota, Sordariomycetes, Hypocreales, Nectriaceae. The record is from the annotation of a GenBank genome assembly.
AUGGACGCCCUUCGAGCCGGCUUCGAGAACAGAGCUUCCUCUCGAUUACGAAUGCCUACACCCGCCAAUGUUUUCUCCAGAGGCAGACGGAAGCGUCCUGUCAUCUCAGCACCCAUGGGACCCAUAAAGAACUCUCGAGGUCCAGACUUGACACGGAGUGAGACCUUUAUCAUUGUACCAACCAUCAAAGACUGCGUAUCCGACGAGUCAUUGUCCGACAAAGAAAACAACGAAGCUAAAAAGACAACCAGACGUAUUUCUGCCAGCUUCUCGACCCACGGAUCACUUGCUAGUCCUCCUACAGUGGCUAAAUCCAGUAUCAUUGCGACAACCUCCUACCAAUCUCUCACAAAGGCGGCCCCAAUAAAGUCUCUACCAACUACAAGCUCUUUCCAGAGCGUAUCUGAUGCAUCAGUAGCCAAAAGUUAUAGCUACGGUGUUUACCCGAGUCUCGAAUCCAUCAUCCAGGACGAGAAUGUCCCCCCUCCUGAUCAUAAAGAGUCAGCCCCCCAAGUAUCCGCUUCUGAACCCAUGAGCAAAAGCCGUCUUCCAAAAUCUCGAACACUGAGCGUUUUGAGCGACAUCAAAACCUCCAUCUCCCGAUCUUCGCUGAACGCGAAGCAAUCCACCUCUCGCACUCUUGCUGAUCCGUCUCGCAAGAUAUCUGGAUCUUCAACAAGUAGUCUAUUCGCAUCUAGUACUUCACGACUGCGCCUGCCGAGGGCUUCUUUAACUUCCAUUCCUCGAUCUAGUAGUUCAAGCACCACGGCGACCGAGGUGCAGCCAGAUCCCAAUCAAAUCACCACAUCACAACCCUCAGCAUAUUGGUCAGGCCGCUUUGUUUCUCUCCACGAUCGUUUCCUAUCAGAAGAAUUCAGCAAUGAGAAAACUGUCACGUCUGGCUCUUCCUUUGGAAAUUCUUUCGAGCCUCAUGCCAUGACAACUGAUCGGGUGGCCGUCAACUCUCGUCCGACCCAUCUCUCCCAUUCUACCACAACCUCAGCUCUUACUAGUCUGACUAUCACUAAGCCACGCAGCUCACCGAGCACUAAGGAUGCUCGAUGUAAGCGAAUUUUUGAACAUCUUGAAGGUCUUUGUGCCACGAGCGAAGCCCGUCGCUCGCUGUUUGCUUGGCAGCAGACGUAUGCCCGACGUAUGGGAAAACCACAGCUUCUUCCCCAGGGAGGUCGAAUGGAGAACAACAGCCUCAUGGGGAAAAUCUUUGGCGCAGGGCCUCGCACAGGGGGAAGGCGAAGUUUACCGGUGAUGGGUGAGUCCUCGGCUGUACCGACCGCGAAGAAGACAAAGCCCCGUCUUGCUAUUGGAGGACAUGGAAAGCGGCUCUCCACUAACUGA